This is a messenger RNA of Lecanosticta acicola, 2606 nucleotides long. The record is from the annotation of a GenBank genome assembly. Lineage: Eukaryota; Fungi; Ascomycota; Dothideomycetes; Mycosphaerellales; Mycosphaerellaceae.
AUGGAGGAAGACUUGGGCGAUGAUGUGCUCAUGCAAGAUGGUGAUGCCACCGUGGUAGAGUCCACAGAACCUUUGAACCAUCCAGCAGACGCGCCGCCCGAGACAUCUAAUGCCACGCUGAACCUUCAUGGUCGUGCGGCCGCCUCACCGAAGCCCCUCUCUCCCAACACACCUACUCUAAAAGGCGACGGCGUGAGACGCGAAGCCCUGAUCUCAGCCGAUAAUCGAUUGUCUUUACGCCCGGAUGACCCGAAGCCGGCCAAAUGGAGCAUUCUCCCGUAUGCAACGUCCCAGACGGGACUCAUAUACGAUGUCCGCAUGCGUUUUCAUGUGGAAUCCGAGCCUACCGACGACGACUUACACCCCGAGGAUCCGCGUCGAAUACACGCUAUCUUCGAGGCUUUUGUCAAUGCUGGCCUUGCUUGGCAGGAGGGCGUGUCUGGACCAGCCGGAGAUUACUAUAUGGGCCGUAUUGACACACGGCGGGUGACGAAGGAGGAAGCCUGUCUUGUCCACACCGAGGAUCAUUGGAACUGGGUUCAGUCUCUGAGUACCCUUCGUGGCGUUCAGCUGAUCGACGAGCUGCAACAUCCGCCAGCAAAGAAUGAUUCAAUCUACCUGUCGGCCAGCACACCAUAUUGCGCUCAAUUGUCCGCCGGUGGUGCUAUCGAGGCGUGCAGAGCAGUCAUUCUGGGCAAGGUGAAGAAUGUCUUUGCUGUCAUUCGACCGCCAGGCCAUCAUGCAGAACGUGAGGAUGCCAAGGGCUUUUGUUUCUUCGACAACGUCAGCAUUGCCACAAAAGUCUGCCAGAGGGAAUUCGGCGAGCGCUGCCGCAAAGUAUUCAUCCUGGACUGGGAUGUCCAUCAUGGCAACGGCAUCCAACAGGCCCACUACGACGAUCCUAACGUGUUGUACAUCUCGCUUCACGUCCACAAACGUGGCAACUUCUAUCCCGAGACAUCCUAUCGCGACGGUAGGAAGGGCUACGGAAAUCAAUUUCACUGUGGUACGCGCAGAGCGCUGGGCAAGAACGUCAACAUACCUUGGUCCAAGCAAGGGAUGGGAGACGCCGACUACAUCUACGCCUUUCAGCAGAUCGUCAUGCCAAUUGCGACGGAAUUCGAUCCGGAUCUCGUUAUUGUUGCUGCUGGUUUCGACGCUGCAGAAGGUGACCUGCUGGGCGGAUGCAAAGUCACUCCGGCGGGCUACGCUCACAUGACACACAUGCUUAUGUCCCUGGCUCAGGGUAAAAUGGCCGUGUGUCUCGAGGGUGGUUACAACCUGGAGUCCAUCGCACGCUCUGCCUGUGCUGUCGCCAAGACAAUGAUGGGCGAGCCCCCAGAUCGGCUCGAAAACAUCAUACCUACAACUUCGGCUGUCGACGACAUCAAGGAAGUAUUGCGGAUACAAAGCAGAUUCUGGGGAUGUCUCUAUCCAAAGGACAUCUCGAUCAGACUGAAACAGCCAAUCCACAAUGGAGUGCGCAUGCACAACGUCGUGCGCGAAUGGCAAGCAGAGACGCUCUGGAACGAGCACGAGAUGUCGCCGUUGUUCAUCCACCAGGAGCAAUUGGCUACCGAAUUUGAGAAUCAGGUUCUCGCAACGUGGGUCUGACUCCUAACUUACUUGAAUUUCAGAUGAGCUAAUACGACGCAGGCCUAAAUACAAGGAGGCACGGCCAUUGUUGGUCAUUCUGCAUGACCCUCCGGAGGUCCUUGCGACGCCCGAUCCUCGCACUGGGCGAAUCGACCUCCACAACACCUGGCUGGUAAGUCUCUCAAAUCAGACUGCUAAAAGCAGGCACAUCGCUGACGUGACCGAAGACUGAUGUUGUGAAGACCUACGUCGACUGGGCUGUUAAGCAAGGGUUUUCCGUCAUCGAUGUCAACCUACCGAAACACAUCGCGGAUUACGACGCCAACUCCGACCAAGGGUACAGAGAAGCAAGCAGCGUUGAGUCGCGAGUGAAGGAAGCGACGCUCUUGCUGACCUAUUUGUGGGAGAACCACAUCGAAAUCUACGACGCAACGCAUGUGUUCCUCAUGGGCACAAACAUCGGCCAUGGUGCCAUUGUCAACUUCAUCAAGACCCACGAAGAACAAGCCGAGAGACUGGAUAAGGCAAUCUCAUUCGUCGAGGAUGUUCCCUUGUUGUCUUGCAAAUCAAUGACUAACGACAACCUCCGAGGCUGGUACUACAGCAUAUCUUUGGUUUUCGUCUCUGGCGAGCAUGCUUUCUGGACGAGUGAGGUUGGCACAAAGAGCAGGAAGAGGUUCGGAAAUGUCGCCAAGAGCGAGCAGCUUUACAUCGGCGACAUGCUUCACGGGCAUAAGGAAGCUGUCUUUGCUGCGCUAAUUGAUGCCACGGAAGAUUGGGAUCCCGAGAAAGCAGCAAGUGAGGACGACAUCGAAGCUCCUACUGCAGAGGCCCCGCGAUUGCCUCCGAUCGGGAACUUUGCGUUGUCUCCAUCGUCUAAGAAUCUUAUGAAUUCUCCUGGCAAGUCGACAUUCCCGCCGCCCGGAUCGAAUUCGCCGUAUCCAUCUGGCAUCCGGAGUCCACCCAAGUUUCCACCUCUGCAGAGUUUUGCACCGUCACCCAAGAGAUAG